This is a messenger RNA of Penicillium chermesinum, 1041 nucleotides long. RefSeq lists its product as uncharacterized. The transcript has 3 exons. Lineage: Eukaryota; Fungi; Ascomycota; Eurotiomycetes; Eurotiales; Aspergillaceae. Bases 1 to 1041 code for a protein of 346 amino acids. The record is from RefSeq and is a predicted model, not a curated record.
AUGGCAUUCAACAUCGCCGUUAGCCCCUCACUCUUCCGAGAGCAAAACCAUGACCACCCAUGGACGGAGCCAUUGAUUUUCGACUUCAAUAGGGCUCAGAGGAUUUUGGGCUAUGUGGACUUUGCUUUCGAAUGCCUUAGCCUCGUUGCAGUCGUGACCUUUUUUGCUUGCACCUGUGUCAUGAGUAAUUCCCACGGACGCCUGAAGGGACUGGCAUUUGCAUUAUUUUCGUGGGCGUUAUGGGAUAUUUCGAGUGUCAUACCCUGGAUCUUUUCCUUCGCACGUAUCAAAACAAGCAACUACUUCAAUAUCGAUUUUAUGGCCGGCUAUUUCUUCUUCGUGGCCGCGUCCUGCUUCGUCGUCUUUGUCCUUUACUCGCUCGCCCACGGCUUCUUGGACCGCCUCGCCGAUGCAGGGCGUCCAUUCGCAACCGCAAUGAAGGCUCAUUGGGUGGUCCUCGGCUUCCUCGUUGCACUGUCCCUGGCAGACUGGGGUCUCUUUGUGGCAUAUGUGGUCUUGUUGAUCAGUGAACAGGAUACCUUGCUGGCCGAGCCCUUUGCCAAGCUUGAUGGUGUUCGCGCUUGUAUCUUCUGCGCCAUAGCCAUCGAGAUUCUGCUAUGGUCUAUCUAUAUCGCCGUGAAGGCAUCGUCCCGACGCUUCGCUUCGAAGGUACCACCCUCCCUCAUUCUCGCAGCCCUCAGCUGGUUCGGCUUUACUGUGAUGUACUGCAUCAUCGGCAUCCGCUUCGAUUUCAUCGAAGACCUCUCUGUCCCGGACUACCAGAGCCUUGUCAUGUCAGUCUGCGAGUUUGUAUUCUGCGUCGGCCUCUUCGUCGGCAUCAUCUUGUGCCUCUUGAACUGGCGUCAACUGCAGGAUCCACAGGAAAAGCCCGCUGCUGUGAUGCAUGAGUCUCAUGACACCGCUGCACAAAUCCCUGCGGUCCCUGCUCCAGAGGGCGGACCGUACCGUGCUUAUCAGGCCUCGCACAAUGGGUCGGCGUCGAUCUCACAGCCUUCGGAGGCUCAGAGACAGCAGGUUUAG